UCAGUGAUAGUUCUCUUCGAAAUUUAAAAUGUCAGGACGUGCGUUUAGAAAGGCAAUAAAUAAAGAGUACGAUUUCCUUACAAAGCGUAUUAACGACGAAGACUUAAAUGAUUCUGAGGAUAUUGAUCAGCCACCACCAAAGAGUAACUUGUUUGACUUACUCAAUGAAGUGACUGACGACACUGAAAAUCGUAACUCGGACGAAAAUGCCAGUGAACCCGAAAUUAACAACGAAACUUUAGAACCUUCAAUACGGUUGACUUCCUCUACAAAAAAGAAAAAGAAAAAGAAAAACAAGAAAAAUACACCUGCUGAAAAUCCUAUGGCCGAGCUAGAGAAGAAAACACGAACGGGAAAGAAAGUUGAAGAAAUGAGUGAGAUCGAAUUAGAAGCUUUGAUUCGAGAAAUUAACGACAAAUUUGGUAAUCUUUCUACAGCACAACAGAGCGAUGAUAAUGGAAAUGAAGUGCAUCAGUCUUCAACAAUUCCAAGCAAUUCAUUUUUAAUCAUAGAUGCACGUUUAUUGGAUGCAGAUGGUGAAAUGAGAAGGAUGUUUUCUUCUGGAAUUGUAGAUAGAGAGAUUCGAAGCAGAAAUUAUGCGCGUACUAUUAAAAGAACUUUGUUGGCAAAACCGAGACAAAGUUGGCCGCCGAUUCUUAAAUUUGGACUAAGAAUGGAGUUAUUGAAAGAAAAUGAUGGAAUUUAUCAUUUUAAAUUUAUACAUUCACAACAAUAUCAAGUUGUUCAAUUAGAUUUUCUACGACGCAUAGCUACACAUGAUCCAAAUGCAAUUAUUUCGCUAUUGCAUGAAAAUCCUUAUCAUAUUGAUUCUUUAUUGCAGAUGAGUGACGUUUACAAAAUGUCGGGAGAUCAUACAAUGGCAGGCGAACUUAUAGAACGUGCAUUAUAUGCGUUCGAGAAAAGCUUCCAUAUUAAGUUUAAUAUUACAAAAGGCACUUCCAGAAUGGAUUAUAAAUACUUCGAAAAUAGAGCUUUUUUCCUUGGAUUGUUACGUCAUGUUCAAUCUUUGUCUCGUCGAGGAUGUUGGCAAACAUCUUUUGAAUUUUCAAAAUUGUUACUUUCAUUGGAUCCUUCAAACGACCCUAUGAGUGUGUUGAAUUUCAUCGAUUAUCUUGGGUUAAAAGCCCAUCAAUAUACUUAUGUUUUAUCUCUUGCCAAUGAAUGGGUUUUGCAUAAGUUGCAAGAUUGGCCUAAUUUUGCUUAUUCUGCUGCAAUAGCACAAUUUUUACUUGAAUCGCGCGAAGAAAAUAAUUCCGCGCAUGAAAUGAGUAAAGCAAUGUUGGAAAAAGCUAUUCUUUAUUUUCCAUCUGUUAUACUUCUCUUGUCCGAAAAAUGUGAUAUUCAACUUGAAAGUGAUGUUUCCGAAAGUUCGUUCAUUCAAGAAGUACCAAGCUCCAAUUAUCUUAAUCUUUUAAUUGAUCAUUAUGUUGAUCAAAUUUCGCCUUUAUGGACGCAACCUGAACUUAUCAAUUGGCUUCAGACUGUAUCAAUAAACGUUGUUGUAAAAAUGCAAAUUCCAGAUUAUAAAACUUCUUUGGGCGAUGAAGAGUUUGCGAAAGCUCUUUCAUAUGGAAAAAAUCUCAGAGAAAAUUCAUUUAAUGAACAGAUUCCGUUAAAUUUAAGUAGAUAUAUCGUCGUUUCCGAAAAUUCUAAAUUUCUCGCAUACCUUCCUGAGGUUACAAGUAGAGAUAUUGAUCUUCACGAUCCUUUGCCUCCGCCUGAUGGAGUUAGUCCUUAUGAUGCAUAUUCGGAAUCAUCUAAUACUGAUUGGGACAGUAUUUUAGCAGUUGACUUACGAAGAUUUCUCGGCGGAGUGCCAGUUGGUAUCAUUGCAAUAUUGGCUAUUUAUUCAGUUAUUUUAAAAAAUUAUACACAUUAUGGUUUAUUUAUUAAAUAGAAUGCGAAUGUCCAGGCGAUAGCUGAACGUAUACAUCAAAUAGCUGAUACAGCGAAUCUACAAGCAGCGGCUGAGAGAUUAAUUGAAGUGCUUCGCGGAGCGGGAGUAUAUGAUAAUGAUGAAAUACAGCAACUCCCAAAUGAAAAUCAAGAACUUCCUAUGCCUGGCGGUUUCCCUCAAGAUCUUCCUGAUACGAAUAAUGACGAUGAACAAGAUACUCAAGAAUAAAUAUUGAUUAAAAAUUUAUUUAGCAUACUUUUAGUUCGACAUUCUACGGUAUAAAUUAUAACAAAAGAAUUUUAUUUAAAUUUGUCGAAUUCAAUACGAUUUUUUAUUAUUUUUUUUUUU
Rhizophagus irregularis DAOM 181602=DAOM 197198 is the source of this 2266-nucleotide messenger RNA. NCBI's taxonomy places the organism in Eukaryota, Fungi, Glomeromycota, Glomeromycetes, Glomerales, Glomeraceae. The record is from RefSeq and is a predicted model, not a curated record.